Messenger RNA from Musa acuminata AAA Group (dessert banana), 3815 nucleotides. RefSeq names its product putative disease resistance RPP13-like protein 1. The transcript has 3 exons. Bases 144 to 2972 code for a protein of 942 amino acids. Gene Ontology annotation, biological process: defense response to other organism. The record is from RefSeq and is a predicted model, not a curated record. Gene Ontology annotation, molecular function: ADP binding. Lineage: Eukaryota; Viridiplantae; Streptophyta; Magnoliopsida; Zingiberales; Musaceae.
CCAAAUACCGCCAUGAGAUUGCGGGUGAAAUCGAAGCCAUUUAUGGUAGACUGAAACAAAUAGCUGAGGAUACCUCCAUCCUAUAUAAUCUACAGUCUUCUGGUAGUCACCAACCCCAACCCGAAAAACCAAUUGUGCUUGAGAUGACUUCUUUGGAAGUCGAGGAGGCAAUCGUAGGGGGACAAAUCGAAGUAGAUGCCGAUACUCUAAUCAAUGCCAUGCUAGAGGACACCAAACAAAAAUGUCGUAUUUUUGGGAUUGUUGGAAUGGGCGGAAUCGGGAAGUCCACUCUGGCACGUAAAAUAUACAAUGAUGAAAGGAUCAGAGUCAAUUAUCCCAUUCAGAUAUGGUUGUAUAUCUCUAAGAAUUAUUCGGAGACGAAGUUACUCGGAGAGUUAAUUCGGUGCGCAGCUAACAAAUCUGAAGGACGUGAAGCCAAAUCAGAAUCGUUCGAGGGACAAAGCAGAUCAGAAUUGGAACCCAAACUUGCCUCUCUCCUCACCAAAAAUUUAUUUGUCGUGUUGGAUGAUGUCUGGAGUACAAAUUUAUGGAACGAUUUCCUCAGGAAACCACUAAGUAAAGCAGUAGGUAGCAGCACGAUCUUAGUCACCACGAGGAAUGAAACUGUGUUAAAUGGUAUGAGAGCCAGCUAUACCCACUCGGUUGAGAAAAUGGAUGACAAUAGUGGCUGGAUGUUGCUUCGAAAUUUGGUAUUUCGAGCUGGGGAGGAGGAUGACGAGCGUAUGUUGGAAGAAGUAGGCAUGGAAAUUGUUAGAAAAUGUGAUGGCCUUCCCCUUGCUAUCAAAGCUAUUGCAGGGCUUCUUGUUUCUAAUGACAAAAGCAUAGGGAAGUGGAAAGAAGUCCUCGAAAGUGAUGCGUGGAAUAUGAACCAGAUCGACGAUGAAGUACCAGCGGCUUUGAAUUUGAGCUAUGUGGAUUUACCAUCUCAUCUGAAACAAUGUUUUCUGUAUUGUUCUUUGCUCACCCAGAAAAGUGAUUCGUAUUACAAGGAAAUUAUUCGGUUAUGGGUAGCCGAAGGCCUUAUCGCAGAACGAGGAAAUAGGCUGUUGGAAGAUAUAGGAGAGGAAUACUACCAUGAAUUAGUUUGCAGGAAUCUUCUACAAGUGUACCCAGGUACCUUAGGCAGGGAACACUUCUUUAUGCAUGACCACUUUCGAUCUCUGGGUGCAUAUUUAAUGAAGGACGAAGGAAAACUAAUUAGACAUGGUCAAAGAUUAAAUCUAAAAGCCAAUGCAAAGAUCCGUCGGUUGUCAGUGUCUAAAAUGGGGAAUAAAUUGGAACUGCCAGAUCAAAUUAUGGAAGACAAGUGUUUAAGAACCUUAAUUCUCAUUUAUUCCCCUCGAACCAAGAUAAUCGAGGAUAAUGUACUUAGAAAGUUAUCACAUCUUCGAGUGUUGGUUCUGUCUGGUACAUCAAUUAAGAGACUUCCAGAUUGUAUCGGAGAUCUGUUGCAGUUGAGGUAUAUAGAUUUGGAUGAGACAAAUAUUUAUGAGAUACCAGAAUCUAUAGGACGCCUUGCAAACCUCCAAACUCUGAACCUCUAUAAUUGCGCACAUUUGCACAGACUUCCUAACGCGAUCACCAGACUGCACAGUCUACGAUGUCUUGAUAUUGAAAAUGUUCCUCUGACUCAUGUACCCAAGGGAAUCGGAAAACUGAUGGAUCUUAAUCAUCUCGAAGGAUUUGUGAUCGGCCACAAUGAUCCAACGAACGAGUUGCAUGAGGAGGGAUGUGACCUAGAGGAGCUGCAAGCUCUUUCUAAGCUCAGAUGUCUGAGAAUAUAUGGGCUAGAGAGGGCAGUAACAGGGGUCUCGGUACUUGCGGACAAAACUCUUCUCAAGGAGCUGACUUUAUGUUGGAUGCCUCCAAAAGAAGAUGACGAUGAUGAGGAAGACGAUGGUGAUGGUGAUGGAGAUGAUAGCAACUGUGAGAAAGAUGAUGAUGAUGAGGAGGAGGAGGAAGAAAAUAAGGAGGAUAACAGAGAUAAGGAUGAGGGCCAAGAAGUGACAUGGAAUGAGAAGGAAUUCCAAGCAGUUGAGAAGGUAUGCGAUGAACUCUCUCCCCCAUCCAGCCUGCAAGAUCUUACCAUUCGACGAUUCCCCGGUCGGCAACUCCCGUGCUGGUUGAUGUCAACCUCACUAGACAAAUCCUUCCCUAAUCUGGCAUAUUUGAGGUUUUGGGACCUAAAAUCAUGCACGGAACUGCCUCCUCUAGGCAUGUUGCCCCUUCUGAAACAUCUUGACAUCACCGGCGGUGAAGCCAUCAAAACCAUUGGGCCUGAGUUUCUGGGCCGCAAGUUCCCUGGAGCUUCCGCAUUUCCAAAACUUGAACAUUUGGAGUUUGACGAAAUGCCCAACUGGGAAGAAUGGUCAGUAUGGAGGAUGGAAGAAAAUGGUCAGGGACCGCACCUCAAGCUCUUUCCUAAUCUGAAGAUAUGCAAGAUCAUAGAGUGUCCGAAACUGAGAGCUCUUCCAGAAGGCCUAUCCCAUGCUACCAAGUUGAAGGAAUUGUAUCUUGAUAGUACUCAAGACUUGAGAGAAAUCACAAACCUCCGGUUGAAUUACAAGCUCGAGGUCAAAGAUAACACGAUGUUGAAUAGAAUAUCCAACCUUUCCAUGAAGUAUCUGAAGGUGGAAGAUUGUCCGAAUCUGGAGUACGUGGAGAAUCUCGACAGGUUGCAACAGCUGGUCCUGAUAUGUCCACGACAAAUGAAGCAACUUCCGCAGUGGCUAUCAACCCUAAUUCAACAGCGCCAAAGCAUUCCUUCCGCUCAGUGGAGCUUCAGAAAACUGGAACUGCAAUGCAACAUCGUGCUGCUGAAGAGCUGUCUCGAGGGCAACGAGAAUUGGCAUAUCAUUCAACAGAUUCCAGAUGUCAUAAUUCAAACCUAUUCCAGGAAAAAGUAUAUUCGAUAUAGCAGGCAUCCACCCAUGUACGAUGCAAAAGUAUGAUGAAUUCGUCGUUCCGGAUCAAUAAAAGGCCUCUGCCUGGUUAUUCUACUUAUAGAUAUCUUGUGAAUAAAGAAGCUAUUUGGAGCAGGGAUUCGAUGAUGUCGUCCUACUAUCAAGACUGUAUGCUUGUUUGUUUCCUUCUACGUUACUUAUUUGUGUAUUUGCACCUACGCAAUAAUUUAUCUUUCCAAAAGAAUUUAGAACAAAUGAUGUGGUCAUGUAAAUAGUAUGAAGGCGUUGUCCGUAGGCAGUAUAGGUCAGCACGAAGAUGUUGUCACUGAUCCAUAUACGGAGAUGGCACAGGGAGAUGAUUGACAAGAACCUACGGGCAAAUUUACAUGGCUCAUCUUCUCGAUGUUUCUCUCCUUCAAAUGCUUCCUUUGGCAGGUCAUAAAAGACUGAAUCCAUAGCUAGGUUCUCCUUCAACGUGAAGGCUGCUGCAUCCUCUUCGAGGCUAAAAACGAAUCCAAAAGACAUCUACUCGGUCAUUGCGGCUACAACUUCUCAGCAUUCUUCACUUUCCGUUCUUCCAUCUUUGUGGAGCCUCCCGGACAUAUAUGGGGAGUUAUUUGCAUGCAUGAAGACUUUAGCAGAACGGUGCGAGAGAGCCCGUGUGUACACACAAGAUGGAGCUACAUUGGAUGUUGCAUGACCUCUAGUUUGAUGUGUGUUCAGAUUGUUCCUUGUCAUAUUUGAUCAGAAUAAUAUAUUUUAUUAGAAGCUUUUGCAUCGUCGCCUCUUACGACUGUCGUUGACAGGUUCGAGAGAAUGAGUACUGCUUGUACGAGUUUGUGUCCAUUGUGUAACAACACUCUAUUUAUUGGGUUGGUAUUAUUAUUUUUC